Molecule: messenger RNA, 2527 nt
Organism: Phycodurus eques (leafy seadragon)
Lineage: Eukaryota; Metazoa; Chordata; Actinopteri; Syngnathiformes; Syngnathidae
Product: calcium release-activated calcium channel protein 1-like
Exons: 2
Coding region: 99-758 (219 amino acids)
Biological process (GO): store-operated calcium entry
Cellular component (GO): membrane
Molecular function (GO): store-operated calcium channel activity
Source: RefSeq, a predicted model, not a curated record
CGAUGUUUUUGUGCGCCACCGCUCGCUUUGCUUCCGUCUUUUUUUGUGUUUGUGCUGUUUCGUGAACGCGACCAGAGUGCCGCUCGCCUCCAAUCGGAAUGAGUUUGAACGAGCAUUCCAUGCAGGCCCUGUCGUGGAGGAAGUUGUACUUGAGCCGGGCCAAGCUGAAAGCCACCAGCCGCACUUCUGCUCUGCUGUCGGGAUUCGCGAUGGUUGCCAUGGUGGAGGUCCAGCUGGAAAGGGAUUACCCGUAUCCUCCGGGGUUGCUGAUCGCCUUCAGCGCUUGCACCACCGUGCUGGUGGCGGUGCACCUGUUCGCGCUGAUGAUCAGCACCUGCAUCCUCCCUAACCUGGAGGCGGUCAGCAACGUUCACAACCUCAACUCCGUCAACGAGUCCCCCCAUGAGCGCAUGCACCGCCACAUUGAACUGGCCUGGGCUUUUUCCACCGUCAUUGGCACCCUCCUCUUCCUCACAGAGGUCAUGCUCCUCUGCUGGGUCAAGUUUCUGCCCCUGAAAAGCAACACGGAAAACAACGGCACCAUAAGUUCUGGCGAAGCCGCGGCCAUCGCUUCCACUUGCAUCAUGGUGCCUUUCGGGCUGGUUUUUAUCGUCUUCGCCGUUCACUUUUACCGCACGCUGGUCAACCACAAAACGGACCGGCAGAUCCGGGAGCUGAAGCAAGCCAUCCGGCUCCAGAACCAACUGGACCACAGGAUGGAAACCGAUGACCUGAAGGCCGUGGACCAUUUCGCUUGAUUCAUUCGCUCGCUCGCAUUCAGCAGUGCUUAUGCGAGCGCUCGCGGUAUCCCGUUGACUCUCUUUUGCGUGUCAUUUAGUGCGAGAAUGUUCACGCGGAGCGAUUCACGCCGUCGUUACGGUCAACGUAGCAUUUUGUUAAAUGAAGGGAAUAUGGUCAAUUUGACGUUACCAAACAUUCACAGCGAGAAUUUGUUGUUGUCGGGCUGCCGACGCCGACGCAAACGAUCCCUGGCAGAACAGAACCGUUUCGAGCAAAUCCGGGUAUUCACGUUCGCGUCGAAUCGCCGAUGCGUACGUUCCACCGCGUCGCAACGUUUGCUGGAAAUUGCUGACGUAGUUUUUGCGUCGUUCUGCUCUCAUGCGGAGCAACCGACGGGAGAAAAUGCGCCCGUUUCCCUUGACCUCACUGGAGCGCUCUCCUAUACUGCGUGUGGUAUUUUUAGUCUUGCUAGUCAUCGUUAUUAUACGUUACUGUUGCCGACGUAUCGGUACGUCGUUUUUGUUUCUCGCGCCGGGUGGAAUUUGUGCGAUUUUUAAAUUCAAAUAUCGGUAGUCGAUUGUCAGUAGAGGUGAUUUGAAUGGAAGUUUUAUGACAGGCACCAUUUUAAAAUUGGCUAUAAAUCGAAGUGUUACGUGCAAAAACCUUUGCCGUAUUAUUUGAAGUUUGUCAGACUUAAAAAAAAAGAGAGAUUUUGCACAAACAAUUUCGUUCGCAAGAAGUCAACCACAAAGUAAAAAAUAUUUACGCACUUCUCACAGUGAGGAUUUACAAAGUGCUUCACAUAGAGAACGACGCGACGAACAUCGAAGAAGAAAACAAAUCUCAAUGGCUGGAAAUGUGUUCUCGUGAUUUACGAGAACUAGAUUAAGCGUGUACUUUUGAAAGGGGCUGGUUUAUGUUGAGCGCCGUAUACGGGCAAGAAAUGUUCGGCGGUCGACAGACUCGUCGGAAUUGAAUUCCUUCAGCCGCAGCGACGCGACGAUAGUCACGUGGUAGCGAUGAGGAAAGGCUUCUUGCGGCGUUUGUCAAAACAGCCACGUAACACGCCAUUCGUUUUUUUUUCACUCAGCUGAAGUUAUCAGGCCGCCUACGGUGUCUCGCUUCGAACAGAUAAUUGCGCUCUGGAAUUGUGUGCUUUAUUUAUUGUAUAUGCAGAGGCUGCAUGAAUGUAUGGUGACAAAUGCAGCGUAUCUGGUGAGCUUUACCGGGGUGUUUUUUUUUUUUUUUUUUCCGUUGCCAAUUUACAAAUAAAACACAAUUUGUGUGAUGCUUAACCACUUUUUUUACCUCCCUCUUUAUAGUACCACUAAUUCCUUAUAUGGUAUUACAAUUGAAGGAGAGGAAUAUGUCCUUGGAUUCAUGUUAUGCCCGCUUUCAAAAGUGGGAAACGAUCCAAUUGCACUCAUUUGUCCCAAAGUGUUUUAAUUCAGUAUAAAUCUAUUUUUGUCUCUCUAUGCCAACAGCCUAUAUUUGGGAGGUACGUCAAAUGUGCGUUGCCAUUCACACAACUGAAAAGUAUUUUCAAAUGAGGAGUUCCUUCUGCUUCCCAUGGGCUCGCCGCCUGCGGGAGGGGCCAUAGGGGUCGGGUGCAGUGCGAGCCGAAGGCGGGGACCUCGGCGAGCCGAUCCCCGGCUACAGAAGCUGGCUCUAGGGACGUGGAACGUCACCGCUCUGGCAGGGAAGGAGCCCGAGCUGGCGUGUGAGGUCGAGAAGUUCCGACUAGAUAUAGUCGGACUCGCCUCCACGCACGGCUUGGGCUCCGGUA